GGUGACCGCGUCUUUGAACCGGCCGGCGCACUCUGGAAGUCGAAGUGACCGCGUCUUUGGACGUCGGACCUAAGUUGGCAGUCGCGGUCACCUCGACCAGCCAGUGAGUAAGGUAUGGCUUUAUGCGUAUACAUAGCCUAGGUUUUGCCUCCUCUACUCUUCUACUCAUCCUCUACCAUCCCCUUCUUCUGUCACUUACACACUUCGUCUUCCUAUAAGAACAUCAACCUCAAGUCGCCAUGGCCAAGCCCAAGCGCGCCUCGAAGUCUCUGCCCACCUCCUCGCCUGGCAAGAAGAAGCGUGCCAACGCCCCUCGAAAGUCGGCUGCAACUCUGGCUGAAGCUCCUCAUGAUCAGGUUCAUCCAGUCCAAGACCUUCCUCACAGUCCCUGUCCUCGCGACCUAAUCAGCAUUUCCAACGCCGUCAACUCGCCGCUGCUCCGUCUUCCCGCCGAGAUCAGGAACGAGAUCUUCGCGUACGUAGUCAUUAAUCAGGUCUAA
Messenger RNA from Alternaria rosae, 500 nucleotides. RefSeq lists its product as uncharacterized. The coding region runs from base 240 to 500 and encodes 86 amino acids. NCBI's taxonomy places the organism in Eukaryota, Fungi, Ascomycota, Dothideomycetes, Pleosporales, Pleosporaceae. The transcript is spliced from 2 exons. The record is from RefSeq and is a predicted model, not a curated record.